CCGUGAAGAACCCCGAAAAAAUGAACGUUAAACCGAAUUUCAGUCUUCAAAGGAAAUUCUCGCGCAUUCGUGAUGUCCACAUGGAAGCUUUCGUGGAGAAGUAUAAAAAUCUCCUCAAAUGGAAGUCAAAUGAAAGAAUUUUGGACAUUGGAUGUGGAACUGGAGACUUGACCUACAAGUACGUCUACCCUUUGCUCCCACCAGACUUCUCGAAGUUUAUCCUUACUGAUGUAUCUGAUGAAGCUCUGACGAAAGCGAAAGAAUUCUUUGACGAAGAUCCCAGAGUUGAAUUUGAAAAUUUGGACGUUGUUUGUGAACUCCAGAAGGAAUUGGAGGGAAAAUUCGAUCAUAUCUUCUCAGCUUUUUGCCUUAUGUGGAUCAAUGAUCAGAAGAAGGCUUUUGAGAAUAUUUACAAACUCCUAAUUCCCGGAGGAGGGUGCUUCCUUGUUCUCGUUUCGAAGCAUUUUGUGCCGGAUAUUGUGUAUGAAUUGCUGGAGAAGCCCAAAUGGAAGAAAUUCGUCCCUGAUGUGCAGAAUGCGUACCCUUUUCCGUAUAGAAGUGAAGCUGAUCCCGUCAAGACGGUUGAGAAAUUGAUGAAAACCGUUGGAUUUGUCAACGUGAAGGUUUACCUGGAGGAAACAACUUUUGCUUUCUACGACGAAGAGGAGUUUUUGGGAUUCUUUGAGAGCUUCCCCAAUCCAAUGGGAUGCAUGACGCCUGAGGAGAAAGGAGACUACCUGAAGGAAGCCCUUGAACUGGCCUACGCACGCAAAGUGAUCAAUAAAUCAGGAAGAAAAGGUGAAAGUGCUUCAUUGAUGGUUAUUUAUGGUGAAAAAUAAAGAAGAACUUCUUCUAGAAUCUUUCUCUAGAAAGUUCAGAAUCUAAAGCUGACGUAAGAAUCUGUUUAAUCUCUUCAUUAUCAAUUUAGACACUUUAAAGCCUUAUCAAGAGAAAUUAAAUGAGCUCCAACUUUCAAGUUAAGAAAAUGACAAAAGAAGAAGAGAAAGAUUGAUAAAGAAAAUUCCGAGACAAUCGUGAACAAAACUAUGAACUUGAGAAAGCCUUAUCAGCUCACUUUUUUAACGCGCCUAUGUAAAAUGAAAUAAAAGCAAAUUAAAUUUGGAAA
Lutzomyia longipalpis is the source of this 1126-nucleotide messenger RNA. RefSeq names its product juvenile hormone acid O-methyltransferase-like. The record is from RefSeq and is a predicted model, not a curated record. NCBI's taxonomy places the organism in Eukaryota, Metazoa, Arthropoda, Insecta, Diptera, Psychodidae. The transcript has 2 exons. Bases 21 to 839 code for a protein of 272 amino acids.